AAAACAACAUGGCGGGCAGUGUCAAUUUGGGAACGUCGCGGUUAUAACGUGAAAUAAUGAAUUUUGUUGUUUUAGAAUAUGGGUGAAUAUGUGCAAUAAUUUAUUACACUCUGAUGUGCAAAGUGUUGUGUUUUGAUUAUAUUUGUGUAAUUUAAGUGUCAAAAUGGCCUCGGAUAAGAUAAAAGUAGCAGUUCGAGUCCGUCCUUUUAACAGGCGAGAACUCGAACUUGGUACACAAUGCGUGGUCGAUAUGGAAGGGCAGCAGACCGUUUUGCAGUACCCUCAGUCAGGGCACGACAAAGAAAGAAAACAACCAAAGACGUUCGCAUUCGACCACUGUUUCUUCUCCUUGGAGCCGUCUGCACCAAACUUUGCCUCCCAAAAGAUUGUCUUCGAAUGUCUCGGCAGAGAUAUAUUGGACAAUGCUUUCGACGGAUACAACGCUUGCAUAUUUGCAUACGGACAGACAGGUUCAGGGAAGUCAUAUACGAUGAUGGGGGCCCCGGGACCUGAUGAAGGCGGCAUUAUUCCAAGAUUAUGUGACGCGCUGUUCGAAAGGAUCGCUGUUCAACAGUCACCACCAGCGCUCACUUAUAAGGUGGAGGUGUCGUAUAUGGAAAUAUACAACGAACGGGUCCAUGACCUCCUGGAUCCAGAAACAACGAGGAGAUCCCUGAGGGUGCGGGAGCAUGCGGUCCUGGGCCCUUAUGUCGAUGGCCUAUCACAACUGGCUGUCACAUCUUUUCACGACAUCGACAACUUAAUGACCGAAGGCAACAAAUCGCGAACGGUCGCGGCGACAAACAUGAACAGCGAGUCGUCACGGUCGCACGCGGUGUUCAGCGUGGUGCUGACGCAGACGCUGUGCGAUGCGGCGACAGGCGUCACCGGCGAGAAGGUGGCGCGACUGUCGCUCGUCGACUUGGCCGGCUCCGAGCGGGCAGUGAAAACGGGCGCCGUCGGCGACCGCCUGAAGGAGGGAUCCAAUAUUAAUAAAUCAUUAACUACCCUCGGCCUGGUUAUAUCGAAACUUGCGGAUCAGUCGUCUGGAAGAACGAAUAAAGAUAAGUUCGUGCCGUACAGAGACUCCGUGCUCACGUGGCUCUUGAAGGACAACCUGGGUGGGAACAGUAAAACUGUUAUGGUAGCGACAGUAUCGCCAGCAGCAGACAACUACGAGGAGACCUUGUCGACCCUCAGAUACGCGGACCGAGCGAAGCGCAUCGUCAACCACGCAGUCGUGAACGAGGACCCGAACGCGCGCAUCAUCCGGGAGCUGCGACAAGAGGUUGAAGCUCUCAAGGAAAUGUUGAAGCAUGCCACUGGGUCGCCUGUUGGUGAAGAUGUACAUGAACAGUUAGCGCAGAGCGAGCAUCUAAUGAAGGAAAUGUCCAGAACGUGGGAGGAGAAACUAGUUGAAACUGGGAGAAUACAAAGCGAACGUCAGCAUGCCUUAGAGAAGAUGGGAAUAAGUGUACAAGCGAGUGGGAUCAAAGUGGAGAAAAACAAAUAUUACCUGGUCAACUUGAAUGCGGACCCCUCGCUCAAUGAACUGCUCGUGUAUUAUUUGAAGGAUCGAACCCUAGUCGGGGCGGACAGUGCAGCCGACAUCCAGCUAUCAGGGCUCGGUAUCCAGCGGGAGCACUGUUUGCUACUGGUUGAAGGUGGUGGGUUGUAUAUGGAACCGCUCGGUGCGGCGAGAUGCUUCGUAAAUGGAACACCCGUAGUCUCGAGGGUCAGACUCGGCCACGCGGACAGGAUACUGUGGGGGAACCAUCACUUCUUCAGGGUUAAUUGUCCGAAGGCUACUGCGGCAGCAUCAGAGCCGCAGACGCCUGCGCAGCCCAUCGACUACAACUUCGCGCGCGAUGAAAUAAUGCUCAACGAGCUAAGCAACGACCCCAUACAGACAGCCAUAUCACGUUUAGAGAAACAGCACGAGGAGGACAAGCAAGUUGCAUUAGAGAAACAGAGGCAAGAGUACGAGAGACAAUUCCAGCAGCUGAGAAAUAUUCUAUCGCCAUCAACACCAUAUCCACCAUACUCUUACGAUCCCCUAAAAUUGGGCAAAAUGUCGGCCUGCACGCCCACGACAGCGGCGCGUGUGGAGCGCUGGGCGGCGGAGAGAGAUGAUACGUUCAAACGGUCGCUCGGCCGUCUCAAGGCAGACAUAUUGCGCGCCAAUGCACUCGUGCAGGAGGCUAACUUCCUGGCUGAGGAGAUGCGCCGCAACACGCGCUUCAGUGUCACGCUGCAGAUACCGCCGCAGAAUCUCAGCCCCAACAGGAAGCGCGGCGCGUUCGUGUCGGAGCCGGCGAUCAUGGUGCGGCGCGCGGGCCGCGGCGGCCAGGUGUGGUCCAUGGAGAAGCUCGACAACAAGCUCGUCGACAUGCGCGACAUGUACGACGAGUGGCGGCGCACGCGCUCCGCCGCGCACCACGACCACUCGCCGCAGGAGCCCAGCGAAAAGGCCCUCGAUCCAUUCUACGAGUCGCAGGAGAAUCACAACUUGAUCGGUGUGGCUAACGUGUUCUUGGAGGCACUGUUUCACGACGUCACCCUGGACUACCACACGCCCAUCAUCAGUCAACAGGGAGAAGUCGCUGGUCGACUGCAGGUGGAGCUAAGUCGUGUGGGAGGACAGUUUCCACAAGACAGAAUUUGCGAGGCGGCCUCGGACAGUUCGGGAGAUAUGAGAGAUGACGAUGAUCCCGCUGAUACUGCCUCUCAACAGGUGACGGUCCGCGUGGUGAUAAAGCAGGCGACGGGUCUGCCGCCGUCGCUGUCCCACUUCGUGUUCUGCCAGUACUCGCUGUGGGGCGGCGGCGAGCCGGUGGUGGUGCCGCCGCACGUGAGCGCCGACACGCCGCCGCCCGCGCCCCCCGCAUCCCCCGCACCGCCCGCAACACCCGCGCAGCCUCUCUCCCCUCGACACCAGCCGCAGGUCACCUUCCGCUUCGACCACCGGCAGGACUUCACUGUGCCGCUCACGGAAGAGUUCAUUGAACACUGUGCCGAGGGCGCGCUAUCGAUCGAAGUGUGGGGCCACCGGUCGGCGGGGUUCAGCCGCGGGCGCGGCAACUGGGAGGUGGAGCAGCAGCAGCUGGCCAAGGCGCGCUCGCUGGCCGACCGCUGGGCCGAGCUCACGCGCAAGAUCGAGCUCUGGGUCGAGAUACACGAGCUCAACGACCAGGGCGACUACGCGCCCGUCGAGGUGUUACAACGCAACGACAUGGUAACGGGUGGCGUGUACCAACUACGUCAAGGUCAGCAGCGGCGGCUGGCGGUGCGGGUGCGGCCCGCCCACAACUCGGGCACACUGCCCAUCAUCUGCCAGCACAUCGUCAGCGUCGAAGUCGGAUCCGUUACUGUCAGAUCGCGACUACAAAAACCGUUAGAUUCGUACCAAGAAGAAGACUUGGCUGUGCUACGUGAGAGGUGGAGCGACGCGCUGGCCCGGCGACGGCAACACUUGCAUGCACAGUUACAGAAACUAGUAAAUAUGUCGCCGUCUAUGAAGAGCGAACGUGACAUGGAAAGAGAGCAGUCACUCGUCGAACAGUGGGUCUCUCUAACUGAGGAGAGAAAUGCUGUGUUGGUACCGAGUCCAGGCAGUCCUAUUCCAGGCGCGCCGGCUGCCUGGAGUCCUCCGCCCGGCAUGGAGCAACAUAUACCCGUGCUAUUCCUCGACCUUAACGCGGACGACCUAACAACACACCCAUCCGGCGAGGAGGUAACAGUGGCCGGAUUGCACUCAAUAUUACCCAAAGAGCACGGGAACAAAUUCUACGAGCUACAAAUACUGCACCAUCACGAGAAGGACGUGUCAGCUAUCGCCUCAUGGGACUCCUCCAUACACGACUCGCAGUACCUCAACCGGAUGACAGAAGCCAACGAACGCGUGUACCUUAUAUUAAAGGUGACGGUGAGGCUGUCACACCCCGCCCCCAUGGAUCUCAUACUUAGGAAACGAUUAGGGUUAAACAUAUAUAAACGACAGAGUUUUACAGACAGGAUACGGAAGAAAAUUGUGAGGACAGAUCAACUGACUCAAACUGGUGUGACAUACGAAGUAGUGUCAAAUAUUCCAAAGGCGUCGGAGGAGUUGGAGGAGAGGGAGAGCCUGGCGCAAAUCGCCGCCACCGGGGAGGAGGCUAGCGCUGCGGACGGCGAAACUUAUAUUGAAAAAUACACACGUGGCGUGAGCGCGGUGGAAAGUAUCCUGACCCUGGACCGACUGCGGCAGAGCGUCGCCGUCAAGGAGCUGGAGCAGUCUCGUGGACAGCCCAUCACAAUGAGGAAGACCGCCUCCGUGCCUAACUUCUCACAGAUCAUGCGUUUGGACUCGUCGUUCGAGUCCUUGGCGAGUCUCACCGGCGGUCGCUCGGGCAGCGUCGCGGACCUCGCGGACGAGACGCCGCGUCGCUCGGUGCACCGCCAUUCGUACGCUGCGCCCGCGCACAACGAUCCCGAUAUGCCGACACCGACCAAACCGUUUGGACUUGGCUCGUUUCUCUCAGCGCGGCCAACGUUCCUAAACUUGAAUCUGAACCUCAACUCACUGCGACUGCAGACUCCAAACAAGUCGUCCCCAGCGAGUGGUAAGCUCGGCCUACGUAUGACUACACUACACGAAGAGCCCGGCCGGCGGAACGAUGACGAUUCCCACUCGGAGCCCGAGUCGGCACCAGCGGAUGAGCUCACUACGCCGCGAUCACAUCGUACACGAAGCAGAGCGACGUCACGAGGUUUUCUACCUACUUCGAAGACGCUCGACUCACUUCACGAGCUCGCAUGUGAGCGAGUGCCCAAUAAAAACUCGCCCUCAAUAUCAUCCAGUGGUUAUGGAUCUCAGGCAGUGUCAUCAACAAACCUCACAAACGACGAUACACUCUCGAUCCGGAGCAUGUCCGUAGACGAUACGCCGGACUUCGACAAAGCCAUGGACUACACGCACCUCAGCAGAACGAAGAACUCGAUGGCGGGCCUCAGGAAUGAGAUCACCGAAUUACGGAACGACAUAACCGAAUUGAAAAACGAGAUAGUCGAAUCUAAGAACGAGUUGGAUGAACCGUCAUACGAGAAAGCAAAGACCCCGGUCCUCACACCCGGAUCGAGGAAUAGGAUUAAUCCGUUCCUAAGGGACUGUGAGCAGGCGGAGGAGGCCAGCGAACGCAAGGAACAGAUGUUGGACCCCCUCGGCGCGAUUCCAGUGGAGAGUCACGCUGUCAAGUCUAGUCAGAACAAGAGCGUCGACGCUACGCAGUUUAAUGGAGAGACCAUGCAUGACACUUCUUUCGGUGAGGCCGAAGUGGAAUCAGUAAGCUCUGAGCACUCGAGUCACGAGCAGUCGAGUGCGGAGCGUAGUCGCGAAGCGUCCUCUGUUGGCGAAAGCGAUUCCGCCUCUCCCGGGCCUGACCACUCUGUCGUUAAGACACAGCUGCCUGCUGGAAAGGUGGUGCGGCGGCGGGCGGGCGGCGGCGCGGCGGCACGAGCGGCUGCGCGUGCGUCGCUGCCGGCGACGCGGCCGCGCCCGGACCACGCGCCCGCCGAGCGGCAGCUGCGCGAUACGCCCGCCUCCUCCAGCGAACGCAUCGCUGAUGAGUCGGGGUCAGAUGGCGGUCGCAGCGGCGGCGCAGUGCCAGAGUGGUUGUGCGUGGGCGAGAGUGUGCAGCUGCGGCUGAGCAGCAGCACCGGCGUGGUCGCGUACGUGGGGCCCACGCACUUCGCCGCCGGCACCUGGGUCGGCGUCGCACUCGACGCACCCACUGGCAAGAACGACGGAUCUGUGGGAGGCACGCGAUACUUCACGUGUAACGCACGGCAUGGCAUCUUCGUGCGUGCUGAUAAGCUAACGCCUGACCGUCGCGGCCGCAGUGCGCGGGCAUACCGCGAUGCAGAGCUCAAGCGAGCCGCCAACGGUAAUGGUGAUGGAUUACAAAACCUACACAGAUCAAGAAGUCGCGGCGAGAGCAUAAACGCCAUUGGUACCAAAACUAGGAGCAAAUAAACUAAUCUUACCUUUACCUUUAGUUCGCUCGGUACGCCAACGUAUCUACUGUAGGUACUUUAUAUAGAUUGGCAUACACCGUUCAAGUACUGUCAACCCAUCACAUGGUCCCGUUUCUGCGGACGAGGCCAGCUAUGUAUCGGACCGAAUUUAUAUAAACGUCCACAUGUUUUCGUGCGACUUGUAUAGUGAACAUGUUUUUUGUUGCAGUCGUAUUACGCGUAUGGUGCUUUAUAUGUAUCGUAGGUGUUCAGUUCGUCUAUUAAAUUGCCACAUGGGUAAAGCAAUAUAAUUAUGCCUUUGUUAAUUAAUUCCAAGUACAUUUUUUAAGGCCGGGGCUAUUGUUGAGGGAAAUCAGUAUGUCUCCGUUUUAUUGACACGAGCAAUAAAAUGACGAUGACAUCGAAUACGUUUCCGUACGUUCGCUAAUGUUAGAGGUACGUUUUAAUUAAUCAUUAUUUUAUACUUAAGUAUUUAAUUUUUACGUAAAGAUUGACUACAAUAUAACGUGUAAAUAUAUUUGGAAUUUGUGAUCAUUAAUUUUAUCAUUUCAUUUCGAUGUAAAUAUGUGAUUUAUAAUUUGUGUUGUGUGUGUAUUAUUAAUUAUUUAAUUUAAUGAUUUAGAACCAAUGAAAUUUAUGUGAUCGACCAUGAUAAGAUUCGAUGGAUUAUUUGUAUAGAAAUUUUUUACUGUAUAGUUUGUGGUAUAGAUUAUACUAUCGUAAAUUAUUUAUCUAUUUUAACUAUUUGACUGUGCUUUUUGUCUGUGGAGACCAGAAUAGAUUUACAUUUCCCAUGUGGAAUAUGAAGUCUGUAGAUCACGAUUUUUCGUUUCACACUGCACUAAUAAAUAUUUUGUAAUAAUAAUUUUCAACCCUAAAUAUACGUAACCUAAUGGCGACUUCCGAUUGCUCAGAAAAAAAUUGUGUUCUAUACACAUUAGCCAGAUUGAAUGUGAUAACCUUUCUUGCCACAGGUUUAUAUUUUUAUUUGUGCCGCUUUUGUCUUUCAUAAACUCAAUUAGAAAUUUACGAAAUCGUCCAACGUUACAUCUUCGUCCUUUAUAAGACUUGUACUUAGUACACUAAAUCAUUUGACGGAUCAACCGAUACCCAUAAGUCAUUCUAUAUGGCGCAAGCGACACGCGUAUACGGUAUAUGUACAUAAAACUUGGUGUUUGAGACGCUUUAGUUUCACUAAGCAGUUAUUUCGAUUUCCAAUAUCUUUAACACAGUCCGCUAUAUUGGAUUGUGCAAAAGCAUACCGCUUGUCGCUUGUCGCUUGCGCCAUAAGCUAACAAUUAGGUUGUGUCCGUGAUUAAAAUUUUAUGUAAAAAUGAUAUUGUAGUGAUAUCAGCGCAAUGUAAAUUACAUUUGACUAUUAAAUUGUCCUCGAUUUAUCUCCAUCCACUUGCGAACAAUAAUCGACGAUCUCUUUGUGUAUUAGCGAAAUGACGUCUAUUGUUUACAAUGUUUUAUUAAUAUGAAAAUUGUGGUAGUUAUUUGAAAUAUUGACUAAGUUUUGGUAAAAAUAUCAAUCCCUAGCGGUGUAGUACGCGUGUUAUCGUUAAAAUAAUGAGAUGUCCACAGUAAAGUAUAGGCUAUAGCUCACCUAAUGUAUAUUCCAUCCUUUUAGUAAAGUAAUCGUUCAUAAGUACAUUAAACAAGUACACAAAUAGAGUAAAUGCCUCGUUAUCUAUUAGUAUUUGUAAGUUCCACUUUCAGCGUUCAUUAUAGCCCGCCACUUGCCUCCAUUCCUGUAAACAUAUGUAUAUUAACAUUUAAAAUGUAAGUACGUACUAACUUAAAUGAAAAAGUUAUCAAAAAUAUUAAAUCAGCUAAUAACUUAUAUGCACUCGAGAAUUAAAUGCCAAUUUAGAGGUCGCGGCUACACUGAAAUCGAUUCGGCCAGUGUCAGGAAGUUGAAACCUCCUUUUGAGAAAAUAGUUUCCGUUUAGUAUAGCUGUAUAUCUGAACGUCUUUGCUUUCCUUUACUAGUACGCUUGUAUUGGUGUACCACGUGUACGGAGUCUAUUGUAGUGCGGCCGUGGCCAUAGUUCAUAAACGUUGACUGACGUCAUAUUUGUCACACGUACAUAGUUUAUCACGAUUUGUCAUCUUAAUCGAAUGCUUAUUAGACUGUUGUACUUAAUACAUUCCAUUUUUCUAUACAUUUAUUGUACUAGCAGAUUUUUCAGUAGUUAUAUACAUCUGUGAACUGAACUGAUAGUCAGUUGAAACUAUGAGUAGUUUUGAACGGGAUUAAUUUUGCAUUUUACGAUUUUUAACUUUGAAUAUUAAUGUAUAGACCAGUAUAUAAAUAAAUCUAUCUGGGCCCUAACUAGGACAGCUCAAUGUGUAGUCGAAGUUAAAAUCUAAAAGAAAUAUUGAAUAAAAUAUUUUCAAAUAUAGUAGGAUGUCUUUGAAACUCUCGAUGUGCUUAUGUCCAGUAGUUUUAUUUUGGUAGAACAUGGGCAAUGGGUAUAAAAUCCGCAAGUACGAAAUGUUAGGUGGUCAUGUGAGUACGGGUGGCGCGCGCGGCAGGUAUGUAAUAUGACUAGAUGAAUUAGGCUAAUCACCUUAAGCUGUCCACAAAUGUUAUGAUUUGGUAAAUGAUCAAUAGAGUUGAUUGACGGCUUGCAACUGUCAGUUUUGGGAUUAGGGACACACUAUUUCAUAAUUUUAGUUACAAGUCGUGUAACGCUUGUAACUGUAACUGAAAGGGUACAACCCUAAUCACGAAACUGUCUCUUUCAAAUGGUUUCAAAUGGGAAUCGUUGUCAUCUACAGGGUUACACAAUCAAGUCCUAGUUUGCUAUUAUUGGAUGUAUCAAUCGGCUUUAUUUAUUGUAAGCCAAAUCGUGACUUUCAUAGACAGGUGCCUCUCUAGAUAAAUGGCAGACUAAUCCGAUGGAUACGUUUUCGCUACCUCAUGCAUGUGAUAAAACGAAACGAGUACUUACGGCGUUUUGUUCUUUACAUUUCACAUACGUGUGACAUCGUAAACUAUUAAUAGAUUAGUUUGCCAUGUCUUUAGGAUGGCUGUAUACGCAGCGCCUCGUAGGUCCUAAUUUAAUUUAAUAGAAACUAAGCUGACCAUGUGCUGUGCUUUUGUUUUAAAUAAAUAGUUUUUAGGUAAAUGAAAUUAUUGUUUUAUUAUUAUUUUACAAUCAUGUAGAUGUUUUGUAUUUAUUGCAGUCAAUUGAAACAAACAUGAGCUUUUACGAUGUUAAUGUAAUUAGUUCGAGGUGACGCAUGGGUCGUUAUAGAAUAGAAAAAGGAUACUUAAGUUGCCAGUGGACAGUGUAAAAUAAAUAUACCUAGAUCACAAAUCACAUGUAUUUUAAUUCUUUUAAUUGUAAGCGAAAUAUAAUAGGCAGCUACUUGGUAGCGUUAGAUGGUUGCAUCUUCAUUAUAAACAUACAUAAAGAGAUUUUUAAUAUUUAAUUACAAAAAUAGUUCACUAUUAGUGGAAAUAUUUUUGCCAAGUAGCAAACUCGAGUCAACCAUCGCUGUCAUUAUCAAUAAAUGUAUUAUAAAUUA
Molecule: messenger RNA, 9552 nt
Organism: Galleria mellonella (greater wax moth)
Lineage: Eukaryota; Metazoa; Arthropoda; Insecta; Lepidoptera; Pyralidae
Gene: Khc-73
Product: kinesin-like protein KIF13B
Exons: 38
Coding region: 164-6010 (1948 amino acids)
Biological process (GO): cytoskeleton-dependent intracellular transport; microtubule-based movement
Cellular component (GO): microtubule; kinesin complex
Molecular function (GO): ATP hydrolysis activity; ATP binding; microtubule binding
Source: RefSeq, a predicted model, not a curated record